Molecule: messenger RNA, 5162 nt
Organism: Mugil cephalus (flathead mullet)
Lineage: Eukaryota; Metazoa; Chordata; Actinopteri; Mugiliformes; Mugilidae
Product: integrin alpha-M-like
Exons: 31
Coding region: 472-4023 (1183 amino acids)
Biological process (GO): cell-cell adhesion; cell-matrix adhesion; cell adhesion mediated by integrin
Cellular component (GO): external side of plasma membrane; integrin complex
Molecular function (GO): integrin binding
Source: RefSeq, a predicted model, not a curated record
CACAAGUUCCUCAUUUCACCAACCUGCAACACCCUGCUUGGCGGAGUGCCUGUAAAUCCACUUCACACAUGUUGUAACAUUUUACAACAUCAGUGGAUUUUCUUAAUAUGGGAGAAAUACUGUUGAUAUUUUCUUUGCUCAGCAGAAUGAACCUUUUUAUUAUUUUUUUUUCUUCUUACUAGACCGGAUCAUCAGAAAACACGGUAAGCUAUACCAUAGGUUAUCUUACUGGCUGUGACCACUCCUCUUUCUAUUCACGUGUUUCCCUUUUUUAAAAAAUGCAUUUAAAAAGAAGAUGAAAAUAAGGAAUUAAGGAAUGAACAUAGCGGAAGUGCAAGGGAAGACAAAGUGUCAAGUGUCAAAACCAGCUGUGUGGAAACACCCUCUUAGCGUAAAAAAGGAAGUGCUGCUCAGGAAGCGCAGACUGAGCGAGGCAGACCCAGCGGUGCCGCUCGUACCCUGAUGUGAAAGAUGCACGGGCCGCGUCGCAUCUACGUGCUCACCUUCACGGUGGCUGUCGCUGCAGUCACCGCUUUGGCUUUUAACGUUGACACGACGGACCCCACAGCUUAUUCUGGGGAACGAGAAAAUUUCUUUGGAUUCAAAGUGUUGUCUGGCAUGAAAAAGGAGAUAAUCAUCACUGCACCUCUCAAUGGAUCUGGAAAAAUAUGCAAACAAGAAAGAGAUAAACCCAUCAAAUGUUUCCAACCUAGUGUGAGUCCUCGAGUAAAUGCAACAAGGGUCAAAGGCCUGGGCAUGUCGAUCGCUGCAGACUCCAGUGGCUCCAAUUUCACUGUUUGCAGUCCGAGUUAUGUCCACGAGUGCAACGAGAACUCCUACCUGCACAGUGUGUGUUAUAAAAUCACAGACCAGCUAGACGAAGUCGACUCUUUCACACCUGCCUUUCAAGAAUGCACAAAACAGAAAGUGGACCUUGCCUUUCUGUUUGACGGAUCAAGAAGCAUGACUGAAGCAGAGUUUAACAAAAAUAAAGAUUUCAUAGUGGACAUAAUGGACAGCCUUAAUAACUCGUCUAUCAAGUUUGCAGCAGUUCAGUUCUCCACAGAUUACAACAAAGUUUUUGAUUUCAAAGACUUUGAAGCUGGAACUGCAAUUGAUAAACUUAUGAAAGAACCUCAUAUGAAGAGUCUCACCAACACACACAAAGCCCUAGAAUAUGUGCUGUCCCACAUCUUUGAGAACCCAGAGGCAGGUGCAUCUCCUGAUGCAACUAAAGUUCUGGUGCUAAUCACAGACGGAGAUCCCAGUGACCCUGACAGAAAUGACAUUGUUAAAAAAUAUGAUGAAAAAAACAUCAUUCGCUUGGUCAUUGGGGUCAAAGAGGCUAAGCUGGAUAAAUUUAGGAUCAUCGCUUCAGAACCUAAAGACAAAAAUGCCUUCCAAAUUGAGGACUAUGGUGGACUCAGUGUACUACUGGAAAAUUUUCAGAAAAGGAUCUUCACCAUGGAAGGCUCCAAAGUGGCUCAAGCAGGAAACAUGACCAAUGAAAUGUCUCAAAGUGGAUUCAGUGCUGCGUCCUACAAGGACACUUUAGUGUUGGGUUCAGUCGGAUCAAACAGCUGGAAGGGUUCUCUCCAAGUACUUAAAGGAAAAGAAGAAACGCAAGUUGAAGAUGAAAACAUGAAGAUGGACUCCUACAUGGGAUACUCCAUUUCCAUUGGAGAGAAGGGGGGGCAGCCUCUAUUAUUUACGGGUGCACCAAGGUUUGAGCACACUGGAAAGGUCGUACUUUUCACUCAUAAAGAAGGGAACUGGAAUGUUUCCCAAAACAUAAGUAAUGAUCAGAUUGGUUCCUACUUCGGUGCAGAGCUGUGCUCAUUGGAUGUUAACUCAAACAAUGACACAGAUUUCCUGCUGGUGGGAGCUCCUCUGCUUUACCAGCUACAGGAGAAGAAAGAAGGCCGGAUAUACAUCUACACACUGACCAAUGAGAAACAACUGGAAUUUGCACAGGAAGUGCUGGCCCCCUCCAUGGGUAGAUUUGGCUCCACCAUAUCUAGUCUUGCAGACCUGAAUGGAGACGGACUCCGAGACGUUGCUGUUGGAGCCCCCCUUGAGGAUGAUAACAGGGGGGCUGUGUACAUCUUCCUUGGAGACCGAAACAAAGGAAUACGUCCUGUUUUCAGUCAGAGAAUCACAGGGGAGAAAAUAGGUGGAAUUAGAUUCUUUGGACAAUCUAUCGACGGCAACUUCGAUCUCGGGACGGACGGACUCCCAGAUAUUGUAAUUGGAUCACAGGGCUCUGUGUUUGUGUUGAGGUCCAAGGCCGUCUUUAAUGUCAAUCCCAGGGUGUCUUUUGACCCUGCGGAGAUAAGUACAGAGAAAUUCGAGUGCCCGGUCAAAACAGAUGAAAAUUUACAUAUGGUUACCUUAAGUGUCUGCUUUGAAACACAUGAGCAAACAAAGACCAAAGAGGUAGUGAAGCCCAGGCUGAAAAUCUCGUACACUCUUGUCAUGGAUCCAACAAGACAAACAUAUCGAGGCUUCUUCAACCAAACUGAUAAGAAAUCCAGGAGUCUUACAACUACCUUAGAGCUGAGUGACACAAAAUUCACCUGCUCCAAUUAUUCCAUCUUCAUGCCUAAAUGUGUGAAGGACACAUUAUGGCCCCUCAUUGUCAAAUUAAACUUCACGCAAACUGACAGUGAAAACUCGAGUGCCUCCUUGAACACAGACACCAAUAGGCAACUAGCGUUGAGGUACAUUCCAUUCCAAAAGCAGUGCAGAAAAAAUGACACAUGUGUUGCCGAACUCACAGUGGACUUCGAAUUCGGGUCUAAAACAUUACUGGUGGCCGAGAAUAACUACUUCAACGUGUCUGUUAACUUUACCAAUCACGGUGACGACUCGUACAACACCAGCCUUACUAUGCACUAUCCUCCAGGACUCUCCUUCUCUAGGAUGGCGUCUGCAAAGGCCACCAGACCAACGCUCCACAGCUGCCACGACUCAGAGGAGGGGGUGCUCAACAAAACUAAAUGCAGCAUAAGUCUUCCUGUGUAUCGCAGCAGAAGCUACGUAAUAUUUGAAACUUCUUUCCGCAUCGUAAGUGACUACAAAUGGGAAGACACAAUCUCAAUGACCAUUGUUGGACACAGUGAUAAUGCAGUCAACAGAAAGAACAUGUCCAUGACCAAAAAUAUCCCUGUGCAAUUUGAAAUCAAAAUGGCAAUAACAGUGGACGAAGACACUGUAACCUAUCUGAACUUCACAACAGAGGACACUGGACCUAAAAAAAUCAAUGCUAUCUACAAGAUUGACAAUAUUGGUUUUAAGGAUUUUCCUAUCAAUGUGACCCUGACCUUCCCAAUUAAACUGGAGAAUAAUUUUGAAAUGUCCAACUACCAUGUCUUGGUGUCGGAGAACAAAACAACAUGCCAUCACAAGCCUCACCCGAAUUCCGAGCUAUGUAACAACUGCAUAGUCAUGGUGUGCGAAAGUUUCAACCUGGAGAAACACGCCGAGUUCACCCUGGUGGGAGAUGUAGAAUUUAAAAAGCUGAAAGAUCAAGCAGCGAAUAUCCCAUUAUUUAAAAAAUACACUGGAGACAGUACAGCGGUUAAAUUCAAAAGUUUUAUAGAGGUUUUGUAUGACUCGGACCGAUACGUGCUUGGCUCUUAUAAACAAGAGGAGAAGUCUAACAAUUCUGGCAAAGGGAAAGACAACAAUCUGACAAAGAGAUGGACUGAGGCUCGGAUCGAGUUAAUAUUUCUCCCACAUAAAUAUCUGAUCAUUGCAACUGGAGCUGGAUUGGGAUUCUUGUUUCUGAUCAUACUAACAUGCAUCAUGUAUAAGGUGGGUUGCUUUAAGAGGAAAACAUUUGGCGAUGGUGAAGAGGAACAGAAAGAGGGGAGUGCAAAAGAACCACCUCAAGAGGGACAACCGCUUUUUGACGAAUUUGACGAAAAUGGCACCCCACCUCGAGCGGAAAAAGUGUUUGUUGAUGAACUUGACGAAAAUGGCACCCCGCCUCUACAACAGACGAAGUCUGAGUUUGAUUAAUUAGCAACUGUUAGUGUGGCAUGCAGCUGGUGGUCAUUAUUAAGAAAUGUGUCACUUAAGAAAUCAUUUAAAGGAAUAUCAAUUGGUGAGUUAAAUGAAAAGAUGGUUUCCAAAGGUAAACGAUCUACCAGCUUCUCCAAAACUACAGUCAGACAAAACCAAUCUUACAUGUUGCAUUUAUACUACCUUGAGUAUCGAAAAAAUAUUUUUCCAACUUUGUUACUACGCAAAACAAAAUCAUGUGAUAGAAUGUAUGUUUUUACAUGGCCUAAAAUAUCAGUCACUAUCUACUGACAAAGAGGACGAAAUUAUUACGAAGCAGAUUACCAGGAUGGUUCUUUUCAAACACUUGUUUGAACAAGGAGUUGUUUUGCUACCUCCGUGUUUCUCUCCCUCCUGGAAUGUCGUCACCCGUUGUUUAAGUCCACCCACGUUGUGCUAACAUACUCAGAAAGAAUUGAUUUAUUCCACCUAGUGGGAAACCUGCAGAUCACAUGAUUUACAUGAUUAUUAGGCGCUAAUUUACUAUUGAAGAGAUCAUCAAAGGGUUAAACCGCCCCUCUACAUCUGACUGAACACCCCAACUGAUUUGGCCAGUCUGUUCUGAUUGAGACAGUUUUAUUCUGAUUAUACUAUAGCGUUGAUGUAAAUGCAGCUACUGUUUCAGUUCUGCCUUUAAGCUUAGUUAAGCAAAGCUGUCUCCUUGCUUCAUAUUGACAAGAGAGUAAAUAGUUUCACAAAAUGUCAGCUUUAACUCAGUAAGUAUGGCACUCGCGGUCAUAACCGCAUGUUGUUUAAGCCAUGGUACACCAUGACGUAACUAAUGGAGAGCAUUGAAAUGCACAGGCUGCGCUGGCUACACAGAUACCGUAUUUUCCGUACUAUAAGGCGCACCGGAUUAUAAGGAGCACCUUCAAUGAAUGGCCUAUUUUAAAACUUUGUUCAUAUAUAAGGCGCAUAGAAUAGACGCUACAGUAGAGGCUGGGGUUACGUUAUGCAUCCAUUACAUGGAGCUGCGCUAAAGGGAAUGUCAACAAAACAGUCAGAUAGGCCAGUCAAACUUUAUUAAUAGAUUACACACCAGCGUUCUGACAACUCCGUUCACUCCCAAAAUGAAUAAACAGCUGUUUUAUUAUUUU